AUGGCGAAGGAUUCUCGUGCCAAUGGGACCACAGGAUGUAACAAUUGGCUGGUCUUUGGCUUUGGCAUUGCAACACUGCUGGCAUACUUCUUUCCUAAUGUGGCCGCUAGGGGAGGCGUCAUCCGCUCAGAGUACUCGAUUCUGUAUGGCGCUAUUGCUCUGAUCUUCUUCAUCAACGGUAUGCAGCUUUCGCCGCAGAAGCUGAAGCAGCACGUCACCAAUUGGCGCCUGCACAUAAUUGUUCAGGGCGUUGGGUUCGUUGUCAUCCCGGUCCUCAUUUUGAUUCUGAUACGUAUCGUGAUUGCUUCCGGUGGUCUGCGAGGUGGUAUCGACGUCACUGUUCUUGUUGGCAUGGUGGUCGUCAGCGCAAUCCCGACUACGAUUGCAUCCAAUGUGGUCAUGACCCGAAACUCGGGUGGCGACGAAGCAGCAGCCAUCAUUGAAGUUGUUAUUGGAAAUGUAUUGGGUCCGUUCAUCGCUCCGGGGUUGAUAUAUGCCUUUAUUCCCACGGAUACCGAGUUCGACUCGGUGAGGCCGGCGUCACCCGCAACGCUUGGCCCAAUGUACGCCAGUGUGAUGAAGCAGCUGGGCCUGAGCGUCCUCAUCCCGCUGGCCGUGGGCCAGGGGCUCCGUUGGAGUUGGUCAACGAGAGUUGAGUGGAUGCUGAGAACUUUUCGGCUUGCGAAAGUGUGUUCUCUCUGCAUGGUCCUGCUUGUCUGGGCCACCUUCUCAGGGGCUUUCAAGACUGGUGCCAUCUAUGACCUGCCCAAGUCCUCAGUCGUGUUCAACAUACUGAUGAAUCUGGCGUUGUAUAUGGUUUUCACCGUGGUCUGCUACUACUCAGCAUACCCCCCAGAGUUUCUGUCCAGGCCAGUCAAUGCAAUCGUUGCCGAUUCGAAGCUGGGCCGUCACCUGCCGGCGGUCAUUCGACGAGCCCUGACGAUGAAGAAGAUGCCCAAAGACCAGGUCGUAGCCGUCUGUCUUUGCGGUGCAGCGAAGACGCAGGCCUUGGGGAUUCCCCUAGCCGAUGCCAUGUGGGGGCAGCACGACAACGCGACGAAAUCGCUGAUACAAAUCCCAGUGCUCCUAUAUACCAUGGAACAAGUCUUUACAGCACAAUUUCUGACCAUCCUGUUCCGCUGGUGGAUACAGAGAGACAAGAGGACAGAUUGUGACGAUGACUCGGAGCAUGCCGAACAACGCCAGGUAGUUGGGAACUCGUCCGAAACGUCUGACGGCCAAGGAUCAAAAGAAAACGAGAGGGAGGUAGUCAACAGCCUUAACGCCCAGCGCGUUCAUGAGAAGGUAGCAUCAUGA
Messenger RNA from Neoarthrinium moseri, 1317 nucleotides. RefSeq lists its product as uncharacterized. The coding region runs from base 1 to 1317 and encodes 438 amino acids. Gene Ontology annotation, cellular component: plasma membrane. NCBI's taxonomy places the organism in Eukaryota, Fungi, Ascomycota, Sordariomycetes, Amphisphaeriales, Apiosporaceae. The record is from RefSeq and is a predicted model, not a curated record. The transcript is spliced from 4 exons.